UUUCCAUAGCCCAAACACUUCACAUACUUUCUAUAAUUAGCUUUUGUUUUCUUCUCAAUUACGCAAGUGUUGUGAAUUGUUGCCUUCCAUCGAUCGACGACGAAAUGGCUCGCUCUUUCUCCAACGCCAAGCUCGUCUCCGCCUACGUCGCCGACAGGGUCUCCGUCGCUGUGAGGCGCGGGUACGCCGCGGCGGCGGCGUCGCAGGGAAAAGUGUCCGGCGGCGGGGUGAUGAAGAAGGCUGGAGAAGCGUCGAGAAAGGAAACUUCGUGGGUGCCGGACCCCGUCACCGGGUACUACCGGCCGGAGAAUAUCGCGAAGGAGAUGGACGCGGCGGAGAUGAGAGCGGCUCUGCUCAACAACAAAAUUAGACGAAACUGAAAAGUAUUUUUGAUUGCUUGAGAUUACUCGUGUUUGGAUCCGCCCAUGAUGGAUUCUUGAAGUUAUAUUAAAGAAAAGGGAAAAUAUUCCAGUUCUAUAGAAUUUAUAAAAUUAUAAUAUGAGCUGAUGAGUUAAUCUCUUUUAUGUGAU
Ipomoea nil (Japanese morning glory) is the source of this 530-nucleotide messenger RNA. RefSeq names its product protein SENESCENCE-ASSOCIATED GENE 21, mitochondrial-like. Lineage: Eukaryota; Viridiplantae; Streptophyta; Magnoliopsida; Solanales; Convolvulaceae. Gene Ontology annotation, biological process: response to stress. Bases 105 to 380 code for a protein of 91 amino acids. Gene Ontology annotation, cellular component: mitochondrion. The record is from RefSeq and is a predicted model, not a curated record. The transcript has a single exon.